GCGGAGUCUUGAAUUAUUAGUUACGUUUUCAUAUGAAUGUUUUAUGUUUUUUUUUUUGUUAAUUUUUUUUUUCUUCUUUUUAUUGAAAGAGACGUUGCUGUAUUUGUGCGAUAGAAAUGGCAGAUCCAGGUGAUGAUGAGAAUAUGGAGAGGCCAGAAGGGGCUGAAGGUGGUCACUCUUCAAGUGAUGAGCUUGGCUAUGAAUUGGUUGAAGAAGAGGAACUAAUAGACACGGUAUGGGAAGCGUCAGAAGUACAUCCGAAGAGAGAAUUCCCACGGAUUGGUUUUGGUAGAGGUGGAGAACAUCCUGAUGUCCCUCCACCCCGAGUCCGUCUCACAGAUCGACCAACUCGUGCGUCGUCAUCAACAGCUGCACAAACUGAUGAACCUUCGGAAGAACAAGAAAGGCCACAAGCGGAAGGUGGACAGGCCUCUGCCCCUGCGCCAGAGGAGGAACCAAAACAGAAAGUUCCCUUAAAGCGGCGGAUAUCGCAGAGUCUGCAACGAAUGAGAUUUCGGAGGUCAGGUGGCGAUUCGCCUGAAAAACGGAAGCAAAAGGAGAAAAAAAACGAUUCUUAACUUGCAAGGAACAAAGCGGACAUUUAAGCGUUGUAAAAUUUUGACUAUUUAUCAUACUCGCUUUUUGCCCAGAAAUUUUGCGACGACACCAAUGCGCAAUUGGUAUUUAUUACUAUUUAUCCAUUGUUAACUUCUGAUUACUUUUUACACAUUUUUAAUAAAGU
Argiope bruennichi is the source of this 742-nucleotide messenger RNA. RefSeq lists its product as uncharacterized. Bases 117 to 578 code for a protein of 153 amino acids. The record is from RefSeq and is a predicted model, not a curated record. The transcript is spliced from 2 exons. NCBI's taxonomy places the organism in Eukaryota, Metazoa, Arthropoda, Arachnida, Araneae, Araneidae.